Molecule: messenger RNA, 1086 nt
Organism: Linum trigynum
Lineage: Eukaryota; Viridiplantae; Streptophyta; Magnoliopsida; Malpighiales; Linaceae
Source: the annotation of a GenBank genome assembly
AUGUUCGUGGAUAUGGAUAAGUUAGUGAAAGGAAAUGUCGUAUUUGGAGACUCCUCGAAGGUUCCUAUCAAAGGCAGAGGAACUAUACUCAUCCGGCUCAAGAAUGGCUCACAGCAAUUUAUCAAUGAUGUGUACUAUGUCCCAGACAUGACUAGUAACAUCCUGAGUUUGGGUCAAUUGAUGGAGAAGAAUUAUGAAGUCCACAUGGUGAAUCGACAAUUGGAGCUGCUAAAUGAGAAGAGACAGUUGUUGGCCAGAGUCCCAAUGUCGAAAAACAGAAUGUUCACACUGAACAUUCAGACAGAAAUGGCGAAGUGCUUGAAAGCGUGUGUGAAGGACAAUACAUGGCUAUGGCAUCUGAGGUAUGGCCAUCUAAAUUUUGGAGGCCUGAAGUUGCUCGGUCAGAAGAAGAUGGUGCAUGGUCUGCCAGUGAUCAAUCAUCCAGACCAAUUGUGUGAAGGAUGCUUAGUUGGGAAGCAAUUCAGGGCAAGUUUCCCGAAGGAGUCCCUGUCAAGAGCUAAAGCACCACUUGAGCUUGUCCAUGCAGAUCUCUGUGGUCCGAUCACUCCAACAUCAUUUGGCAAGAACAAAUACUUCCUAUUGUUCAUUGAUGACUACAUUAGAAAGACAUGGGUGUACUUCUUAAAGCAAAAGUCAGACACAUUUGAAGCUUUCAAGAAGUUCAAGAUGCUCGUGGAGAAUGAAAGUGGUUGUUACAUCAAAGCAAUGAGAUCUGAUAGAGGGGGAAAAUUUAUGCUGAAGAAGUUCAGAAGGUUCUGUGAAUAUCAAGGAAUUCGCAGGUUUCUCACAGUCCCAAGAUCACCACAGCAAAAUGGAGUCGUUGAGAGGAAGAACAGAACUGUCCUCAACAUGGCGAGAAGCAUGAUGAAAAGCAAGAACCUGCCAAAGGAGCUAUGGGCUGAAGCUGUUGAUUGUGCGGUCUACCUGCUGAACAGGUCACCAACAAAGAGUGUUUGGAAUCAAACACCCCAAGAAGCAUGGAGCGGAAGGAAACCCACAAUAUGUCACCUCCGAGUCUUCGGAAGUGUCGGAUAUGUGCACCUACCGGAUCAAGAGAGGAAGUAG